Molecule: messenger RNA, 1675 nt
Organism: Balaenoptera ricei (Rice's whale)
Lineage: Eukaryota; Metazoa; Chordata; Mammalia; Artiodactyla; Balaenopteridae
Gene: ANKRD16
Product: ankyrin repeat domain 16
Exons: 7
Coding region: 20-1060 (346 amino acids)
Molecular function (GO): protein binding
Source: RefSeq, a predicted model, not a curated record
GGGAGCGGAGCCAGGGGCCAUGGCAGCGCCCGCGGACCCAAGGCGGCUGUGCCGGCUGGUGCAGGAAGGCCGGCUGUGUGCCCUGCGGGAGGAGCUGCGGGCUGCGGGGCGCGCCGGCUGCGCCGGGCCGGCCAGGGACACCCUCUUGCAUUGCGCCGCGCGCCACGGCCGCCGGGAAAUCCUGGCCUAUCUGGUCGAGGCCUGGGACCUGGACAUCGAGGCCGCCAACCGAGACUACAAGCGGCCUCUGCACGAGGCUGCCUCCAUGGGCCACCGGGACUGCGUGCGGUACCUGCUGGGCGGAGGGGCCGCGGUCGACUGCCUGAAGAAGGCCGACUGGACUCCUCUGAUGAUGGCUUGCACAAGGAGGAAUCUUGAGGUGGUCCAGGACCUCGUGGAGCACGGCGCCAAUCCACUCCUGAAGAACAAAGACGGCUGGAACAGUUUCCACAUUGCCAGCCGAGAAGGUGACCCUCUGAUCCUCCAGUACCUGCUCGCUGUAUGCCCAGCUGCCUGGAAGACAGAGAGCAAGAUCGGGAGAACCCCGCUGCACACAGCAGCAAUGCAUGGCUGUUCAGAGGCAGUAGAGAUGCUUCUUCAGAGGUGCCAGUAUGAACCGGACUGCAGAGACAAGUGUGGCCUCACACCCUUCAUGGAUGCCAUUCAGUGUGGACACAUCGACGUAGCCAGGCUGCUCCUUGAAAAACACAAGGCUUGCAUUUCUGCUGAGGACUCCCUGGGGGCCCAGGCCAUCCACCGGGCAGCAGUCACUGGGCAGGAUGAGGCCAUCCAAUUCCUGGUCUCUGAGCUUGGCAUCAACGUAGAUGUGCGAGCAGCCUCCACCCACCUCACAGCACUUCACUACGCAGCUAAGGAAGGACACAUAAGCACAAUCCAGACACUCUUAUCCUUGGGUGCCGACAUCAACGCCAAGGACGAAAGAAAUCGAUCAGGCUUUUCAUUGGCAUUGCAGUGGUUUAACUUUUGGCUUCAAAGCCUGCAAGGAAAUGCUGGGAUCUGUUUACAUAGACAUUUACAAGGAAUGGAAACGUUUCUAUAGUCUAAGCACUGCUACUUGAGCUAUAAUGUUUUAAUCUUGAGGUUAUUAUUUUUUUAAUGACAAGUUCUGUAUUGGCUCCCUUUGGAUAAUAAAGGCAUCUGAAAACGCAUUGAAGAUAUUUACAAAGCUUUUCCACGACCUCAUUUGAAAAAUGGGGUUUGUCCCACAGGUCACAUUUCCUGUCCCACCUGCCACCUGCCCACGGAAGCUUGUGGCUGUGGAGAAGUGAAACACUCGACAUUGUAACUUUGAAAAAUUUUGUAGCAACUUAAACAGAUUGAAGAAAGGAUGAGUCCUCAGGCAUUUGGAUUCUUUUCCUGUUUCUUUUCCUUUUCUUUUUUUCUUUAUAUGCAAAUAAUAAUUAUUAGUCCAAGUCAAUCUGUUAAAAAAGCAUUUGCAUCGAUCACAAGCAAGACCCAGUCCCCUCGUUCAGUGUCAUCUGGUAAGAACUCGUCACACGCCCUCACCCCUGUUCUCAGCAUCGUGCCAGGCUGGGCAAAUAGCAGGAAUGUCCAGUUCUCCGUUAUUCCCAGGUGGUGCUGGCUGAUUUUUAUCCCUAACAACCAGAUAAAUGUUCUGGUAGAAACACGACUGGAACCUCUGAAUCACACACUG